This is a messenger RNA of Aspergillus homomorphus CBS 101889, 2031 nucleotides long. Its product is annotated as putative phenol monooxygenase. Gene Ontology annotation, molecular function: FAD binding. The coding region runs from base 1 to 2031 and encodes 676 amino acids. The transcript is spliced from 4 exons. NCBI's taxonomy places the organism in Eukaryota, Fungi, Ascomycota, Eurotiomycetes, Eurotiales, Aspergillaceae. The record is from RefSeq and is a predicted model, not a curated record.
AUGCCCGUCUUCGCCGAAUCCGCCGCCUCCACUCGCGAACUCCGCGUUUUACCCUCCUUCGCCCCGCCACUCCCCCGCUUAAGUGUCCCCUUCGCUCACAAAGAGCACCCCGAUCGAUAUGAAGUAGUCAUUGUCGGCGCCGGGCCCGCAGGGCUGAUGCUCAAUCUCCUGCUCGCGCGGUACGGCCUGAGCGACGAGUCCCUUCUCUGCGUGGACGCCAAACCAGGAACCCUGAAAUCCGGCCAAGCAGACGGACUGCAGCCCCGCACACUCGAGGUGUUCAAGACCCUGGGACUCGCGGACGAGAUCCUGACGGACGGAUGCCACAUGGAGGAGGUGGCGUUCUGGAACCCGUCGGCCAACCCGGACGAGAUCAUCGAGCGCACGGCCAUCGUGCCCGACGUCGCGGUGCCGGCGCGCUAUCGCCACGAGGUCACCAUCCACCAGGGCCGGAUCGAGCGCAUCCUCGAGACGGAUCUGCUGCGGUAUUCGUCGCGCGGGGUGCAGCGGAGCACGCGGCUCAUCGAUGUGCGCAUCGACGAGGACGCAGACGCAGAGUUCCCUGUGUUCGCGGAGGUGGAGACCAACGGCCAGCGGCGUACAGUGCGGUCGAAGUACCUGGUGGGUGCGGAUGGAGCGCACUCGGUCGUGCGCCGGUGUAUGGGGUUGCAGCUGGUCGGCGAGUCGUUGGAUCAUAUCUGGGGCGUCGUCGACUUGGUUGUGGAUACGGACUUUCCCGAUAUUCGGAGACGGUGUGCGAUUCACUCGCCCGCAGGCUCGGUGAUGGUUAUCCCGCGCGAGCGCAUCGCGACGGGCGAUUACCUCACUCGUCUCUAUGUGCAGGUUCCUGAGGAAGCGGGCCCGGAGGGCGACGAUGAUAACGACCGGCAGGUGGACGAGACGACUUCGAAGCAAGAUGCGCGGGCUCGCAGGAGUAAGGUCACGUUGGAAGGAAUCUUCCAGCACGCAGCCGACGCAUUCAAACCAUAUUACAUCAAACCUAAAAAGGGCGGCGCAGUGGACUGGUGGGCAGCGUACCAGAUCGGCCAGCGGGUAUCUGAUCGAUUCACAGUCAAAGAUUCGAAGGGGACAGAGCGGGUGUUCAUCGUAGGAGAUGCCUGCCACACACACAGCCCCAAAGCCGGCCAAGGCAUGAACGUAUCAAUGAUGGACUCGUACAACCUCGCCUGGAAACUGGCCUACGUGAUAAACGGCCUGACUCCCAACACAGCAAAACACACCCCGCAAACCCCGGACCCAAUCCUGGCAACCUACCACUCAGAACGCCACACGAUCGCGCACCAACUGAUCGAAUUCGACCGUGCCUUCAGCUCCAUGUUCUCAGGUAAAAUCAGUCACAGCGCGGACGACAAGCUGACGGGGCUCACCCACGAGCAAUUCGUGGAAGUCUUUAGCACGGGCAACGGGUUCACGAGCGGGUGCGGAAUCGAGUAUUCCGAGAGCGUUCUGGUGCAGAAACACGAAGACCAGCAAGCCAGUCCCGCCGGCGCGGAUCUUGCGCACACGUACCCAAUUCAAGGCACGGAUUACCUCGCGGGCAUCCUUCGUCCCGGACGGAGGCUUCUGAAUGUGACUUACAAGCGGCAUGCUGAUGGGAAUAGACGGGAUUUGCAUGAUGACUUCCCCUCGACCGGCAGAUUCCGUAUCCUGGUCCUCACGUCCACUGACCUCCUUGAUCCCAAGGGUACAUCUGCGGGAACGCUCCGCACGCUCGGCUCGACUGUCCUCCCCAAGUACCCAGCUACCGUGAUCGAACAGGUCGUCGUCCACCCGCGCCUGUCCCGGGACAGCUUCACGUGGCGGGAUGUGUCCGUCGAGUUGAAGCAACAUUCCGAGAUGCGGUUCUACAGUGGCUAUGAGCUGGAUGAUGUGUAUGGGAUUUACGGGGUGGAUCCGGCUCGGGGCGCGGUGGCGGUUGUGCGUCCGGAUGGGUAUGUGGGGAUGGUGGCUGCGUUGGGGGAUGUUGGGCUGGUGGAUGCGUUUUUGGGGGGUUGUUUGGCACGGGUUUAG